CGUCAAAGGUGGGCUGGACUCUGAAUGAUAUAUAUCAAAACUUUACAGGCGAGAGUUAAACACAAGUUACAACAGUUUACAAGAAGCCAUGUAACAUAUUAAUGCUAAAUGUAGGAUUGAGAUUGGGCAGUGUACGGUACCGGAACUUCAAAACUAUUCCAGCUAUUCAAGAAAGUGUUGAAUAAAUUGGAGGUCGGAAACACAAACAGCAUGAACUCCCAGGGCAGCUUUGCCAGUAGCUUCUUGUUGCAGUCCAUCAACGAUGAUCUGAAUGCAUCUUUGGCCACGGCAGAUGAGCUGUCUCGAGAGUUCAGCUCUCUCCUGCAGGAAGCAGCUCCAGCCAUGCCAAGCACUACUUCACAGAUUACCGUCCCCAAACCCCAAAACAGCAGCAAUGGCAGCAGUAGUUACUUUAGUGCAAACAACAAUGGAAAUAAUAGCACCGUGGGAAACUUGUCUUUUUCUCAAAGCUCAACAAGCAACCUUACCACAGAGCCCAACCAACGCACGCUGGAUUCCACCAUGAAUAGAAAAGAAUCCAACCUGGACGUACCUGUCAUGAAAUUAAGGCCUUCAUCUCCCAGUCCUUUAACCCAACAGAGCUCCCCUUUCAUUUCCAGCAAAGACUAUUCAGAUACAAGGUAUUCCUACGACCAACUGACACCCCCUAACAUGUCUCCAAAGUCCCAGAGGUCUCAAGAUCGAGGCGGGAGUACAGGUAGUUAUUGGGAGCAGACCGCCGGAUCUAGCUCCAUUUAUGACAACAAAAAUACUCGUUUGAAGCAGCCUUCAAAUAGUCCCUUGGCUUUGUCUCCAAGUCCAAGGGCACCUCAGCCUUUCAGUCAACAUGGAAUCAGCACGCUACCACGCAACUUCCAACCAUUCAGAACCAUGGAGGAGGGAAUGCAGAAGCAGAAGAGCCCCUCUAAGUGGAACGAGACCGAUCUGGAUGUUUUACCUGAGAGAAAGCCUCACCACACCUUUGAUAAAAAUGAAUGGAUUAGACCGUCUGUACCCAACACUAACUGGAAAGAAUCAAAUCUGGACGGACCUCCUUCCACCAAAAAGGUUUCACCCUCUUACAGCUCACUCCCACGAAACACCCGUGUCACUGUGCCCCCUGAUCUCACCUCAACCAGCAGCUCACCUUACGGUCCUCAGCCCAUCAUCUCCCGUAUCUCCAUUCCACCGGCUCUGGAAGUCCGCAAGCAUAGGCCAAUCCCACUCUCUGUCAUCAUGAGGCUUCAAAACCCCUACUAUACUUUAAAUAACACCAGAUAUACACCUGAUCCAGUGGGAGAGCACCAGCAAGGAUUUUACCAACAAGCUGUUCCUUUGCCCAGAGAGUACUUCCGGCCUGUUCAAGCACCUCAACCUCAGCAAUCUCAGAGACAACCUGCCUACUACCGAGAAGUACUUUACCCUGGAGAUGUGGAAGCUGAGCUUGAGAAACAGGACCCAAGUAAAACCGAUGGCCCUUUAAUUGACCAAGACAAGAGACAAGAAGAGGAGGGUAAGGUGGAGGAUUCAGAGAUGCCCCCACGACCUCUCAGCCCCACACGACUGCAGCCCAUGGUGGCACCGGAAGCAGAAAUGGUCGCUGACGUAGAGGAACUGAUGCGGAUACGGUCCGAGUUCCCCAGGGCUCUGAAGAAACGUGGCUCCACUGAAAUCUCACAACCCUUGACAGAGUUGCAGAUUCCCAAGCCCAACCAUUACAAGCAGAUGAUGGGCAAACUGUUUCGCAGGAGGAGCAUCCGCAUCAAAGAGGACCCGAUUGCCGAAAGCGGAAGCUCUUCGGAUGGAGAAGAGAGUCCCAAAUCUGCUCAGAGACCGUUCACAGAGAUACAGGUCUCGGGUGAACAAAAAUAUCUUCGGUCUAUCUUGCGAAGGUCGAAAAAAGCCUCUAAACAGUCCGCACGGAGGGCUCAUCUGAACCCACUGGUGCUGAUGUUGGAUGGGGCUUUAGUGGGAGAAUUGGAAACUGUACAGAAAGCUGCACAGGAGAUAAGUGACCCGAGCAUGGCAAAUGAUGAGGGCAUCACAGCCCUUCACAAUGCUAUCUGUGCUGGACACUUCCCAGUGGUCGAGUACCUGGUACGGAUAGGGGCUAACGUUAGCGCUCCAGACAGCCACGGCUGGACGCCCCUUCAUUGUGCUGCAUCCUGUAAUGACCUGGAAAUGUGCGAGUUUCUUGUGCGGAACGGAGCGGCGGUUAUGGCUGUAACGGACAGUGAUGGCGCCACAGCAGUGCAAAAAUGUGACCCAUAUGCCGUGGGUUUCGAGAAGUGUGAGAGCUUUUUAAGAGGUGUGGAGGAUAUGAUGGGUGUGGAGAACAGUGGGGUGGUGUAUGCUUUAUGGGGAUAUCAAGCCCAGGCUCCGGACGAGCUGAGCUUUAAAGAAGGAGACAUGGUGACCAUACUACAGAAGACUGAGGGUGUGGACUGGUGGUGGGCUUCACUGUGCGGCAGAGAGGGUUUCGUACCGAUCAACUACUUUGCUCUUUUCCCAAAAGUGCGUCCAAGAACAUUAUGCUAAGGGCAAAGAGACGAUCUACAGACUUCAAUUAUAAGGUUGAAUUGUGCCUGGCCUGGAAUCUGUCAUCAUACGUGUGCUUAAAAGCGAGAUCUUCUUGUAGCAACACUUCUCUCUAUAAAUUGUACAUUUGGGACAGCUUAUGGAAUUCUUAGCAUUCACACUGCAACCAUUUCAGUAAAAAUGUAUCAUCUCCAAUAAUUCACAGUGAUAUCUGUGAUUGGAAGUCAUUUGCUGGGAACCAAUAUAUUCUCAAGUGAGUUUACAUAAUCUUAACUAUAAAUGAACUAUUAGUAAGUGCACUUUUCAUCUGUAUAUCAGUGCUUUACAUACUACUAUACUGAUUCAUUUGGCAUUUAAGAUAGAAUUACAUCGCAUGAGCAUACCUUCAUAAUUUAGAGAAGUUUAAUCUUCAUUUGUUUGUUUGCUCAUUCUCUAUGUGUGGGACUAUUCAACGUGACUUCAUAUGUCUGUCAGUAUUGCCUUAGUCCUUGCAUACUUAGUGUGUUUUGUUUAUUAGUUGUUAUUAAUUAGUAAUGAUGAUGAAUACUGUAUGUGUUAGUGAUGCAUUUGUAUGAUUAGUGUCAUGACUCUCAUGGAGAGGAACGGGACCCAAGUGCAGGGAAGGUAAACUCAAAAGGGUUUAUUAACAAAAGAGCCCACGUGGGGGCAAAAGACAAAACAUUCAAAAAGAUUCACAAGACUAAGACUAGAUGACACACUAAGACAAAACUUCACAGGACUGACUUGAAUUGACUAUGUCAAAGACACCAAACAUCCAAACAAUACAAAACGAUUCAGCACAGGACAAGACACACUGGGGCCUUAAAUAGGGAAACUAAACAAGAUAACGAGGGAAGUUCAGGUGCAGGGAGUUAACCAAUAAUGAAUAAUUAAGCAGGGGAAACAAGGGGGCGGGGGCAGAGACAAGACACUGCAGCACACUACCCAAACAAAAGGCCAUGUGCUACAACACAAAACAUGGGUACCGCCACGAUCCUGCCACAUGACCAUGAAAAACUAUGAAUAACUAUGACAGACAGGCAGGAUCGUGACAGUACCCUCCCCUUAAAGGGACGCCUCCAGGCGUUCCUCAAGAAGGUACAUAAGACAAUGGACAAGACAGGGACACAGACUAUGACAAAAUGACAGAUUAAUAAAAUAAACUAGAAAAACAAAGUCCAAUGGUGAUGCUUAACUAAACACAGGAAAUUAAAGUUCAUAAGGAUAAACAUGACUAAGGGUCCGGAGAAAAGUCCAAGGAGGCUUGGGCAAAGGCCUACACUGGAGCAGGUGCUGUAGUGGGUGCGGCUGCGCAGACGGCUGUAGUGGCUGCUGCGGCUGCACAGACGGCGGUAGUGGCUGCGGCUGCGCAGACGGCUGUUGGUGCGCAGACAGCUGCAGGAGCUGCGGUGAAGCAAACUGCUGUGGCUGAGCAAACUGUAGGGGCUGUAGCUGUGCAGACUGCUGUAGCUGUGCAGAUCGCUGUAGCUGUGCAGAUCGCUGUAGCUGUGGCUGUUCAGACAGCUGUUGAUGUGGUUGAGUAGACGACUGAGGCAGCGCAGACGGCUGCAGGAGCUGUGGCUGUGGCAGUGCGGACGGCUGCAGGAGCUGUGGCUGUGGCAGCGUGGACGGCUGCAGGAGCUGUGGCUGAGCAGGCUGCCAUGGCUGUAAAAGGCUGAUCUCCAAUAGCAGCCGGUCUAUGAAAGUCCAAGAUGAGUCUUCCAAAACCUGCUGGGUCCCUGACUGGCUGAAUCGUUCUGUCAUGACUCUCAUGGAGAGGAACGGGACCCAAGUGCAGGGAAGGUAAACUCAAAAGGGUUUAUUAACAAAAGAGCCCACGUGGGGGCAAAAGACAAAACAUUCAAAAAGAUUCACAAGACUAAGACUAGAUGACACACUAAGACAAAACUUCACAGGACUGACUUGAAUUGACUAUGUCAAAGACACCAAACAUCCAAACAAUACAAAACGAUUCAGCACAGGACAAGACACACUGGGGCCUUAAAUAGGGAAACUAAACAAGAUAACGAGGGAAGUUCAGGUGCAGGGAGUUAACCAAUAAUGAAUAAUUAAGCAGGGGAAACAAGGGGGCGGGGGCAGAGACAAGACACUGCAGCACACUACCCAAACAAAAGGCCAUGUGCUACAACACAAAACAUGGGUACCGCCACGAUCCUGCCACAUGACCAUGAAAAACUAUGAAUAACUAUGACAGACAGGCAGGAUCGUGACAAUUAGUGGCCUAACACAUCUGAUUAUUUACAGUAUUUUAUAACACAAUGUUAAAUGUUUUAUUGCUGUCUGUACACAACUGUUUCAUGGGGAUCUUUAUACAUGAAAUAUGAGUAAAUAUUUACUUCUGAAAUUAAGACACGUACUUAUCAUGUGGGUUGUGCACUGUUUGUUUGCUUGGAUGUAAAGAACGUUUAAUGGGGUUUAGUUGUGUUUGUUUAGUCAGUUAGUCAUAAUAACCAUUGACUGUGACUGUUAUGAGUUGAUAAGCAUUACUCUUUGUAAUACUGUUGCACAAAAAUAACUUAAAUAAAUAUAGUUGUACAUA
Paramisgurnus dabryanus is the source of this 5098-nucleotide messenger RNA. RefSeq names its product protein phosphatase 1, regulatory subunit 13 like (gene ppp1r13l). Gene Ontology annotation, biological process: regulation of transcription by RNA polymerase II; positive regulation of cell differentiation. Lineage: Eukaryota; Metazoa; Chordata; Actinopteri; Cypriniformes; Cobitidae. Gene Ontology annotation, molecular function: transcription factor binding. The record is from RefSeq and is a predicted model, not a curated record.